AAUUUGCUGAAUAUUAUACAUUUAAUCAUGAAAAAAUUGAAUAAUACCUUGAUUCAAUAGCAAAUAACAUUUCUUCGAGUAUUUCUCACCCAGUAUCACAUAUCUUAAUUUUUAUAUUGCUUAAAGUUGUGUAGAAGAUUUCAAAACUUUCUACACUUUGCCGUGCUGAAAUUCGAGAUUCAACUUUUUUUAAUGGCAAGAGAGGGUUUUACAGUGGUCUAUAGUUGAUGACCUGCGACAUUUGUCUUUGUAUAACUUAGGGGCCAUUCACUAAUGCCGUAAGUCGUAAUAGAGAAAGUUCUUAUUCAGUUCGCAUAAUAUAAUAAAUGCAUCCUGUUAUAUAAGACAUAUUAUAAUGGAGAUGGGAUGAAUAAAAUAUUUUAUUUUUCUCACGUAGUUUCUAAACGCCCCAUAACAUGGAAGUACUUCCAUAGAAAAAUACACAAUUGAUAUGCACCUUUGUUUAGUUUGGUCUGAUCAUUUAUCUCGUUUGGUGCAGAUUUUAUUUCAAAAUGAAAAGUGAUAGUGAAGUGGAUGCAGAUUAUUCGGACGAAGAAUUGUCAAAAAACGACGUAUUAAGGCGUUUCAUAGAAACAUAUGAAUCGCUUCCAGAGUUGUGGAAUGGCACUCACGCUGCAUACACGAAUAAGACGCGACGAAAUGCAGCACUGGAUAAAUUAAUUCCCAUUUUUUCGGCAAUCAAACCGGGAGCAAAACGAGAAGAUGUAAGGAAAAAAAUUAACAGUCUGCGAACGAAUUUCCGGAAGGAUUUAAAGAAGAUAGUCGCCUCAAAGCGAUCGGGAGCAGGUGCUGGUGAUGUCUAUUGCCCCAGCUCAUGGACCUUUGAGGCCCUGAAAUUCCUUGAAGGAAAUGAGCAACCAGUUCCGGUUCAAAAACUAAAAACCAUGAAAAAUAACUACGAUAGUGAAUUGGAAAAUCCUUCGACUUCGGGUACAGUUUUACAACCUCAAAAGAUAUCCAAAAGCUCAAUCGAUAACAUAUCCGCCCCAGUGAAAAGGCAACGACAAGCAGGUACCGCAAACCGACAAAACGAGCUGCUUGAACUAGCAUGCCACUAUCUAAGUAGCGAGCAACCUGCUACACAAGCAGAGAUACCCGCCAUCGCUAGGGCCUGGGGCGAAAAACUGUUAACCCUUGAUGGAACCCAAAGAAUUUUUGCAGAAAAGGCUAUAAAUGACAUUUUAUUCGAAGCUAGCUUGGGAAACUUACGCAGAGAUGCUUCGAGUUCGAAACAUUCAUUUGUCUAUGCAAAACCGGACUUUGUGCAAGUGAGUAGUGUUAGCAGUUUUUAACAUUCUCUACAGCAAUUAUACGCUUUAUAAUGUAUUAAUUCCAAUGCAUUAUAAUCUAUAUAUUUAGCAGGAUUUGAUAUAUUCAUCUCCUUAUCGAUCUCCGAGAAUACAUUCUCCGAUAAACCACCAGAACAUUCAGAAGUUUGAUGUCGAUGAGGUUGUCGAUAGUGCCUUCUAUGGCGCCGAUUCAAACUCACUUUUUACGGCUGGACCAAGCAAUCGAGAAUCGGACAUGGUGUUGAACACUUCAGAAACAAACGCUUCCUCUGGAUUCAAAACCGAGGCAGGGAAUUCUGAAAAAGUAAUGAUCAUAAGUAGUAAGUAGCCAAGCAAUUUAUUAUCUAUUUUUACUUCAUAGAUUCAAAAAACUUCCUCAAAAGUUCUCGUUGUUGAAGUUGCGAAUACGAUGCAAAACAUCACCAAUAAUGAUAAUGCAGAAACCGCUGCAUUCAAUGAAGCUGAGAUGGAGUCUGCUUCUGUGAACGAUGCUCAGAUCAUGGACAUUGCUGAUGGACAGUAUGCUGGGGAAGUUUAUGAAAUUAUUGAACCGAAUAACUCGUAUCCAACUACACAUGUCAUACCGACGGAAACCAUUGAAGAAAAUGCCCAGUACAUAUAUUACAUUACACAAGUUCCAUCAACCCUGGAACCUCCAGCUGAGCCACUUCAAUAUGACGUCAUUUCAAACGUAGAAUCGAUCCCUGAGACUGACUUAGCCGAAACCAUGGACACUGCAAAUAAUGCAAUCUUAGAAAAGUCGUUAACUACCUAUUUCAAAACCUUCACGAGUAAUUGAUGUUUUUUUUUAUUAAUUUAUGUUCGCAUUCAUGUGUGUCUAUCCUAAAUAUUAAGAUAUUCGUCAUAUUUGUAACCGAGUUUGUAACACUAAACCGUAAAAUUUGAAUUCGCCCUUAAAGUUGUAUGUUACUAUUCGAUGUUUUUGUUUACGUAAUUUUAUUUAAUAACAGCGUGUGGAUGGAUACUGAGAAGUACGACUUGUGUUUACACUUUCACCGUAAAUCUGAUUACACCAGAUUAAGAUAUACAAAUGUAUGAAGCCCGAAUACUUCACUAUUUUGAGGAAGGCUACUAUCACUUAAAUAAAUUUAUUAAUCAGUCAAAAACUUAAAACCAUAUCUUGUCAGAUUAUCGCACCAGAAUACGGUUUCCCAUUAUUUUAGGUUUCAUUGAAGUGCGAUUUAUGAUUUGUUUAUACACAUCCAAACUACUUUUGCAAUCUCUAAUAUUUACGAACCAAUGCACGAGCUUAUCACGGUACCACCGUAAAUACCACGAAAAUAAACUCGUUUCGAUGGUCACACGGCACCUCUCAAAAGUCAAAUGGGUGAACACGCAGAAGUCGGUCCACUCAAUAAUGAGCAAGAUCUACUCAAAUUUAUAUUCAUCCCAUGGCACUCCUAAAGUGAGCAAGGGGGGCCUUACUCAUUUUUGAGCAAGUGCUUGAGAGCCAAAGCAGCAUGAGUAAGCUUCACACAUUGAAGCGUUUCGUCACCAUUCCGGAAGAAUGAGUAACUGUUACACAUAAAUGCGAAUGCUUCGCUUGCUCUGAAAAUGUGUGAUAGUUACUCAUUUUGAUGAAAUUUAUUAUUUU
Messenger RNA from Aedes albopictus (Asian tiger mosquito), 2925 nucleotides. RefSeq lists its product as uncharacterized. The record is from RefSeq and is a predicted model, not a curated record. The coding region runs from base 513 to 1313 and encodes 266 amino acids. NCBI's taxonomy places the organism in Eukaryota, Metazoa, Arthropoda, Insecta, Diptera, Culicidae. The transcript has 2 exons.